AUGUUCGCUACCUCUAUUCUCAUUCUUGCGCUCGCCGCAACUGGCCUUGCUGAGGUUCCUGAGGGCUACCGCACGGUGAUUAUCACCUCGAAUGUAAACGCCAAGUUCGUUGUAGUGCCAACUUCGCCCACGGCCGGCAGUGCUAUAGUCGUGUUCGUCUCGCAACCCCAUAUAGCUAUUGAAGAUCCUGAUGCUGACCUAUUUUACUUUUCUAGCAAGACCCGCAAUGACAAGCCGGAGCAACAGUGGUAUAUUAAAGACGGCAACACCAGCAUCCAGUUGGCAGCCACUACCCUCUGCCUAGAUGCAGGCGUUAAAAGUAACUGGAAAGAUAUGGCUAGCAUCAACCUUAAGAAUUGCUCCGCUACCGAGGACGGUCAGAAAUGGGUGGCUAUGGCCGACGGGCGGAUCUCCCUCCAAUUGUCGAGCCCACAAGAGUGUAUCGAUCUCCAGUAUAUGAGAGCCACGGAGAACAAUCCGGUCGGUUUGUAUAGCUGCGCGGGGCUAGGAAAUAUCGGCGCGGCGGACAAAGGCAUCAACUGGCCACUCGUCAAUGUCACUGCUUCUUGA
Messenger RNA from Venustampulla echinocandica, 570 nucleotides. RefSeq lists its product as uncharacterized. The transcript has 3 exons. Lineage: Eukaryota; Fungi; Ascomycota; Leotiomycetes; Helotiales; Pleuroascaceae. The coding region runs from base 1 to 570 and encodes 189 amino acids. The record is from RefSeq and is a predicted model, not a curated record.